AUGGACCCGGAGCUGACAGGUUCCUGGCUCCUAGGCUUGUAUGAACUCAAUCUCACCACCGAUAGCCCUGCCACCACGGGAGCGGAGGUGACUAUCUCGGCCAGCCUGGUGGCCAAGGACAACAGCAGCCUGGCCCUGCCUGCCGACACCCACCUCUACCGCUUCCACUGGAUCCACACCCCGCUGGUGCUCACUGGCAAGACGGAGAAGGGUCUCAGCUCCACCAUCCAUGUGGUCGGCCAUGUGCCUGGGGACUUCCCAGUCUCCGUCUGGGUCACUGCUGCUGACUGCUGGAUGUGCCAGCCCGUGGCCAGGGGCUUCGUGGUCUCCCCAUCACAGUUCCUCGUUGGGGACCUCGUUGUCACCCAGAACACCUCCUUGCCCUGGCCCAGCUCCUAUCUCACUAAGACCGUCCUGAAAGUCUCCUUCCUUCUCCACGACCCGAGCAACUUCCUCAAGACCGCCGUGUUUCUCUACAGCUGGGACUUUGGGGACGGGACCCAGAUGGUGACUGAAGACUCCGUGGUCUAUUAUAACUAUUCCAUCAUCGGGACCUUCACCGUGAAGCUCAAAGUGGUGGCAGAGUGGGAAGAGGUGAAGCCGGAUGCCACGAAGGGUGUGAUGCAGAAGACCGGGGACUUCUCCGCCUCGCUGAAGCUGCAGGACCUGCUGCUGACAGGGAAGGGCAGGACCCAGAGGAACCCUGCACAGACCUGUGACCUGCUCUUAGGAGAGGGCAGAGGGGAGGACAGGGUGGUGGUCACACUACCCUGUGCCCUGGGAGCCUUGACAGCAAUCCUUAGCUACCAGGUCUAA
Messenger RNA from Rhinopithecus roxellana (golden snub-nosed monkey), 816 nucleotides. RefSeq names its product transmembrane protein 130-like. NCBI's taxonomy places the organism in Eukaryota, Metazoa, Chordata, Mammalia, Primates, Cercopithecidae. The record is from RefSeq and is a predicted model, not a curated record. The coding region runs from base 1 to 816 and encodes 271 amino acids. The transcript is spliced from 5 exons.